UUGGUCACGCUGAUGUAGAAUUUCGCGGUUUCUUCCGACAUCAACAACCCUACCGCAAAACCAUUCCAACCAUCCACCUUCGACCAAAUCCAUCUGGCUGGUUAUUGUCGAUCGUAGGUAGUAGCAUUGAAAGGUUGAAUUAUUGGGUCCGGACGUCGAGCCGAAGGAAAGAUGACGCGCAAAGACCGGAAGAGCAAGGCCGCUCAAAAGAAGAAGGAUCGCUUGGAGAUGGAGCGCCGGAUGAACGAGCGAGUGGCCAUCGUUAAGCUGGCCAACACUCAAACGGAUCCGUUGGACCAACUGCCCUCAUUCCAGACAUUCCGCAAAAAUGACGUGAGCCUGAACUUGUCCACCCAGCGGGUCACCGAUUUGAGCGAUGCCCGCAAGGUCUGGGUUAUGGAUCUGAUCCGCACCAACAUGAAGGCUCUCUAUGAGCAAAGCUCUUGGGGCUGGAAAGAAGCCACCAAACAGGAGGAGAUGUACGACGAUGCCGCCUGGUAUCUGAUCGCCGAAACCGAAGAUGGGGUGCCCGUAGCCUAUGCCCAAUUCCGCUACGACAUGGAUUACGACGAUGAGGUGUUGUACGUGUACGAGAUCCAGUUGGAAGAGGCCUACCGACGGAAGGGCCUGGGCAAAUUCAUGAUGAUGAUCCUAGAGUUGCUCUCCUUUAAGGCGGAUAUGCGGAAGAUCAUGCUCACGGCCUUCAAGCACAACAAAGAAGCCAACCAGUUCUUCAAAGGCGCCCUCAAAUACGAGAUUGACGAGACGUGUCCCUUGGAUGAUGUCCACGAGCAAUUCGACUACGAGAUCUUGAGCAAGUUCAACAAGAAGAAAUUGGCCCGCGAGGCCAAAGAGUUGAGCGAACAAGAGAACCACGCCCAUAAUAGCCAAGGUGGCGGAUGUUGUGGGGGACACUAAUUAUUAUUCAAUCAUUCCCCAGACUACAUAACGUGACUGACAAUUUUGUUUGUGACAUAUUAAACCGAAACCCAACUA
Molecule: messenger RNA, 996 nt
Organism: Tigriopus californicus
Lineage: Eukaryota; Metazoa; Arthropoda; Copepoda; Harpacticoida; Harpacticidae
Gene: Naa40
Product: N-alpha-acetyltransferase 40-like
Exons: 4
Coding region: 172-918 (248 amino acids)
Cellular component (GO): nucleus
Molecular function (GO): histone H2A acetyltransferase activity; histone H4 acetyltransferase activity; protein N-terminal-serine acetyltransferase activity
Source: RefSeq, a predicted model, not a curated record